This is a messenger RNA of Meriones unguiculatus (Mongolian gerbil), 1752 nucleotides long. RefSeq names its product coiled-coil domain-containing protein 121-like. The transcript has a single exon. The coding region runs from base 140 to 1108 and encodes 322 amino acids. Lineage: Eukaryota; Metazoa; Chordata; Mammalia; Rodentia; Muridae. The record is from RefSeq and is a predicted model, not a curated record.
UGGGUGUAGCUUGGUCGCCUUGACCACCAGAGGGAGAAACCCUGGGAACUUCUGCUCAGGACGCUGUGCCCUGGAGUGACACCCACCAGCCGGGCCUGCUCCCUCGCAGUCACGUUUCCUGACCUAGGAUUCCAGGAGCAUGCUUGCCCAGAGCCGUAGAAAUGACCCUCCGCCCACACCAUAUCUCACUGUUCUAAAUACGUAUCUCAAGCCAAAGUUGCUAACGAGGUUGGAGAAACGGGUGAAGAGGAAGACAGUGGUGGCGCUGAAGGAGCUGAGCCAGCGAAUCCAAGAAACUAGAGGCCGGCGGGAAAGGCUGCUGGAGGAGGCCAGGCAGCUACUGGAGGAAAAAUACCGAGUGCAGGCUGAGAACCAGUUUUUCAUGGAAUACCUGCGCAAAAACAAAGAACGGUGUGAAAAGAGACAGGAGGCGCUGCGGAAGCAGUAUGUGCAGGAAUGUGGCGAGGUAGAACAAAGGAGGCAAGAACUGGCGUCCAGAUAUGCGCAGAGGAAUGCAGCCCUUCAAGCCCAGCUGCUACAGGCCAGGAAGACCCAGAAGGACCUGAAGCAGCAGCUACAGGCGCUGAAGCCGGUUUGCAUGGUAAAGGAGAGGCAGGACAUGAAAACACAGACCUUGGAGGAGGAGAUGGAGAAAAUUCGAGGGGAGGCAGCGGCCAAGGACCGGGAGGCGCACGUCCGGUUCCUGCGGGAAAAGCCAAGGAUGGAGAAGGAGCUGGACGAACUGCACUCGGUGGAGCUGGGACAGAUCUGCACCGAGGAGCUGACGAGGAGGUACAGGGCCUUGGCGCUGGCAGCCAACCAGGCCCACUCCAAGUUCUGUGGCAGCCUCCACAGAGAGCAGCAGCAGCUCCGGGAGGAGCUCCAGCAACUGAGUCAGGAGUACCGCGAGGCGGAAGCUGUGCGCAGCCAGCUGGAGAAGCAGCAGCAGCGGGCGAAGGAGGAACAGUGGUAUAUGCAAGCCUUGAUCAGAGGGCGGCAGCGGCUGCAGGCAGGACGCGAGCGCCAUCUUGGUCACGAUCCAGGCCUCAAGGAGCAGCGUGCAGCCAAGACCAUGCUGAGCACCAAAUCAAGAACAGUUUCAAAGUAAAAGAUACCAUGACCGAUUAAGGAAUUGGAGCACGGCGGAUAAUUUACAGUCCCCAGAGAAUCCAUCCUGGAGAACAGAAUAGCAUUUUCAUGAACGAGGCGCUGUUGCGAUAUGGGAUUGUGCUCCUGGCUUUGAACCUGGCUGUCUGCCUCCCUGGAUUGUGGGUUCCAGAGAUUUGGAACGUUUGGAAAACUUUUAAUUGAACAGUAUCACCCUUUUUUUUUUUUUUUUUAAUAGUAGCAAUUGAAUUCUCGGAUUAUCUAGUGACAUUUAUUUUAGUUCUACCACACACUUUUUUCCUUAAUGUGUGCUUUGUAGUCCACAAAGUUGGCUGUACAUUUCGGUAUGGUCUAUGUACUUUUGGCCACUUGGAACAACUGGGAAUCACAUUUUAAAUUGCAGAGUCUUGUUUGUGUAGAGGGGUUGUGCGUUGGCACUUGUGAUGGCCUGGUCAUUUGUUGAAGUGUGGGUUCUGGUCUGGGAGAACUGUGGACUUGUAUUCUGGCAGUGCCCCUGCACGGGAAAACAACUUCAUGUUUCUCAAAAAUUAUUGGCAGUGAAAACUUCAAAGCCCAGAACUUUCAGAUUUAUUUAUAUGUAAAAUAGGCUCCUUUUAAGUAGGAUUAAAAGAAUUAGCUCUCCAA